This is a messenger RNA of Lachnellula hyalina, 681 nucleotides long. RefSeq names its product UPF0098 protein. Lineage: Eukaryota; Fungi; Ascomycota; Leotiomycetes; Helotiales; Lachnaceae. The coding region runs from base 1 to 681 and encodes 226 amino acids. The transcript has 2 exons. The record is from RefSeq and is a predicted model, not a curated record.
AUGGAAUACCUAGAACGUACUAUCUCCUACCUAACCACCAACCUCCACGCCCACGACCCCAAACUCUUCACCCGCCCCCAUGGCCUCGUCCCCGCCUUUACCACCGCCUCCCCCUCCCCCAGCCCACCGCCAACAAUCCCCAUGACCUCCCCAACAUGCGGCCCCAGCGGCUCCAUCAUGGCCGUGCAAUACACGCAGGAUGGCGCCGAUACCUUCCCAACACUAACCUGGACGCUGCCCUCUUCCCUGGACCCGGAACGCGUAAAAGAAUACCUGCUCGUGAUUCAAGACCCCGACGCGCCGCUGCCGAGCCCGAUUACUCACGGUGUUUUCUACGGUAUACCGCCGGGGAAAACUGCCGUUGCGCAGGAGGAUGUGGUGGAGACGGGUAGGGGGAAUGAGUUGAGUGGCGGGUUUAGGUAUGGGUUGAAUAGGAGGGGUACGGUUUAUGCGGGGCCUAGGCCGUUGAGAGGUCAUGGUGAGCAUAGGUAUUUUUUCCAAUUGAUUGCUUUAGGAGAAGGUUUGGAUCUGGGAAAGAUGAGCAAGGUUGCUACGCUGGAGGAAAUUGGGAGGGAGAUAUCGGUUGAGGGGCGCAUGUUAGCUUGGGGGGGAGUGGAUUGGUGUUGCGGAGAGGAAAUAGGGGAAACAUGGGAGUGGAGAGUUAGCUGUCAUCAUGCUUGA